ACAAACCAAAAGCCGGACAACCUGUGAUAAAGCAAAAAGAUUUUGGCCGAUUUUAAUUUUCAGUCAUCGUACAUUUCGUAUGAAUGUUUUUCACGGCCACUCGAAUCUAUUUAGUCCUGACCUCUUGUUUGCCUUCCACAUGCCGUAGCUGGUGAAGUACUAGAAUUUUUUGUCCCAGCCCAUUUGUAGUUAUAUGCCUGAUAACCUUCCAUGACAAUUUCCCCUGUUCUGCAUUCUGUUCUGAGAAUUCAGAGAAUAGAUCUGAGCAGAAUCUAGAGCAUAGGAUUUGCCUGGUUUAGGAGAUCUUAGCGGCACAUUUUAGAGGGUUUUGAUAUUUUUCAGAUUUUUGAAGAUGAACGGGAGCAAAUGCAACAAGAUCAGACACGUUGUGAGAGUGAAGCAGAUUGUACGAAAAUGGAGAAAGCUUGCGAGUUCGCGGAAAGCUGCCCUAGGCUUCUUGAGCUGUAAAGUUUUCGCUCGUUUGCGAAGAUUUUCCUUUGAGGCGAUGAAGGAUUCGAACCCGCGACCUGGUGUUCCUGGUGACGUCCCUGCAGGCCACCUGGCUGUAUAUGUAGGGAAGCAUUUUACGAGGUUUGUGAUCAGAACGGCGUAUUUGAAUUACCCUGUUUUCCGUACUCUUUUGGACGAGGCAGAGCAAGAAUUUGGCUUCAAUUAUGGAGGAGGCAUUGCAAUUCCCUGCGAUGAGCUGCUGUUUGAGCAAAUUCUCCGCCUAUUUAGCCGGAAUGAUCUGUCUAUUGUAAAGCAUCUAAAUUUAGAGGAGUUACAGAGUAUAUUAUAUGCUAACAAGGAUUGGAUGCGCCAUUGCUCAACAGAGGCCGUGCUAUUCGAGAAGGACUCGACGCCUCUUCUGUCUGUUAACUGAAGUGAUUAUAAACCUUCAAUCUGAAGGAUAUGAUCAAAUUGUAUACAUUGCACAGAAGAGGCCAGGGUUUUAACCUGCAUAACUUAGCAAGAAGCAUUUAUAUAGAUCUGAAAUGAUGAGAAAUUAAUCCUAGAACUAGUGAAUUAGCCCUAAAUUGAGGCGUGCUUCAGAGUCUGGUAAAUCCAUCAGACCUGUUAUUUUAAAUGUAAGGAAUGCCGGUAUUUAGACCGACUGGACUUACUGAAACUGAUUUUUCAGGUACAAUGUAAUUACUUACUGUUUCUGUAAAUUCAAGUCGUGAAUUUCGAAGCAAAUUUGCAUUUCUGGUACGAA
Messenger RNA from Cryptomeria japonica (Japanese cedar), 1216 nucleotides. RefSeq names its product protein SMALL AUXIN UP-REGULATED RNA 51. The record is from RefSeq and is a predicted model, not a curated record. Lineage: Eukaryota; Viridiplantae; Streptophyta; Pinopsida; Cupressales; Cupressaceae. The coding region runs from base 353 to 883 and encodes 176 amino acids. The transcript has a single exon. Gene Ontology annotation, biological process: response to auxin.